CCCCGCCCCGCGGCGGAUAAAGCCGCCGGGCCGGCGCCCCCGCCCGGCACUGGGCACGGCACGGCACGGCCCGCCAUGAGCGCUGCCGCGCACUCCCCACCGCCGCCGCCACAGCAGCAGCCGCAGAUGGAGGGCAGCGCCGAGCCGCUGCCCCCGGGCUGGGAGAUCAAGAUCGACCCGCAGACGGGCUGGCCCUUCUUCGUGGAUCACAACAGCCGCACCACCACCUGGAGCGACCCGCGGCUGCGGGCGGCGGCGCAGGAAGGCCAGUCAUCAGCAAAUGGUCCAUCUCGUGAUAGCCCCAAGCAGCUGCCAGCAAGAGAAGGAAACAUGGGAUACCCCAAGCUCCGGGCUGGCUAUAUCCCUAUUCCUGUCAUCCAUGAGGGCAUCGAUGGCAGACAGCAGCACCCGUGCUUUUCUGCUCCACAGCCUGGUGUGCAGCGAUACAAGACAGAAGCUGUGCCUACUACGGUGCAGGCACAGCCACCUCUAAGGGGGGCCUAUGCCGGCCCCGAGUCCCCUCCGAGGGGACCGCCGGAGGCUUCUCAGACAGAUAAACAAUGUGGACAGACAACAGCAGCUGCAGCAGCCCAAGCGCCGGCCGCACACGGACCCGAGCCUCAAUCUCCUGGAGCUUCCGAUUCUUCAACCGCUUCCCCUCAGUCCUCUGGCAGACCCAAUGCAGGAAGCCAUCAGCUUCCUCGUGGUUAUAUUCCAAUUCCUGUGAUCCACGAAAAUAUCCAACGGCAACCAACACAAGUCUACCAUCAGGCACAGAAGACCCACUACCCUGCCCAGCAGAGUGAAUACCAAGCCCACCAACCAGUGUUUCAUAGAAUUCAACCAGAUGAGAGGGAGCCCAAGACGGCACGAGCGCAGUCUCCGUUCAGAGUGUCUCAGAGAGGCUCGUCGAGCCGUGAAAGCUCACCAGCCAGAGUUACCACCCAGAUACAGCCCCCAGCUCCCAUCCGAGUGCAGACAGUUGUAGACAGACCCCAGGUUUCUCAGCAACAAGCCCCACCUCAAGAACCACUGAAACCAUCCCCACCACCUGAAAUCAAACCUGAAAACAAGGCAGUCCCACCCGAAAGUGAGGCACCAUCAUCUUACAUCCCAAUUCAGGUCACCCACCAAGAACCAGAUUCUAAACUACCACCCCAGAAGCCUCCAGCCCAGGCAGAGAAAGCUGACAAAAAAGUUCCCUGCCCAGCUAAGAUUGUUCCCCCCCAGGAAAGGCCACCUCCUGAGGAAGCAGCAACACCGAAGACGAUGGAAACAGGAGAACCUGAAAAGCAUCCUGGUGUUUUGAAAGUGGAGGCAAUUCUGGAGAAAGUACAAAUGCUUGAGCAGGCAGUCGACUCCUUUGAAGGCAAGAAAACUGACAAAAAAUACUUGAUGAUUGAAGAGUACUUGACCAAAGAGUUGCUAGCCCUAGACUCGGUGGACCCCGAGGGUCGUGCGGAUGUGCGCCAGGCCAGGAGAGAUGGUGUAAGGAAGGUCCAGAACAUUUUGGAAAGACUUGAACAGAAAGCAGAAGAUGUCCCAGAACCUGUUCAAGUUGAUGGACUUCAGCCAAACUUGCCAGAGCCUAAACCACCACAGGAAAUCAUGGAGAUUGAGCCUGUGGUAGUCAAGAGCAAGGGAGAUGCCAGUAACAAAGAUGCCAAAGAGGAACCCAAAGUGGAAAGACAUCAGCCUGAAACUAAGGAGGAAGUGUUUACCAAUCUCACCACUACAACAAACACAUCUAAUAAUCCAACUGAACCAUAGCCACGUGCUGGAAUUAAAAUCUCUCAGACUUUAUAACUUGAAGUGUGUUUAAGUGAAUUUUAAGUUGCAUGCAUUUCCAGAGCUCUUUUCAACUGGUUUUUAAUCAACAUAGCAGCUUGGGACACAGUAAACACUCUGUUGGGGGAAGGAGGGAGUUAGAAAGUAAUGCAUUUAUCCUUUAUUCUUACACUAUGUAAAAGACAUGUUUCAAAAAUAAACCCUGUACAUUAAUCACUUGUAGAUCAGCUGAGUGGAGGAAAAAAGCCAGCUACUUCAGGGUUAAUAUUGAUGCGUGUUGUUUAGGGUGUAUUCUUUUGCAGGUGAUUUUUGUAAAAUCAGUGGCCUGCAUAGUCAGAAUACCAGUCCUUUUAAGUAUAGCCACUCUUAACAGCAAUGUUUUUAUUUUUAAUGUUCACAGUUGGGCACUUUAAGUAAUGAUGGAUAGAAAGUGUGUAAGAAACUGUAGGGAUAUUUAUAUGUGUGCAGGACUUCAAUGCUAUAUUUUAAGAGGGAAAUAAAAUAAUAUAGAAGCCUAAUUUAGUCCUGUGAUUUUAUAAGCUGGAAAUGUAAGGGCAGUAUUUGGUUUCAAAUACACUCUUCUAAACACA
Falco peregrinus (peregrine falcon) is the source of this 2378-nucleotide messenger RNA. It is a transcript of the gene BAG3, whose product is annotated as BAG cochaperone 3. Gene Ontology annotation, cellular component: nucleus; cytoplasm; cytosol. The coding region runs from base 76 to 1770 and encodes 564 amino acids. Gene Ontology annotation, biological process: negative regulation of striated muscle cell apoptotic process; protein stabilization; muscle cell cellular homeostasis. NCBI's taxonomy places the organism in Eukaryota, Metazoa, Chordata, Aves, Falconiformes, Falconidae. The record is from RefSeq and is a predicted model, not a curated record. Gene Ontology annotation, molecular function: protein-folding chaperone binding; adenyl-nucleotide exchange factor activity. The transcript is spliced from 4 exons.